UCAACUCGCUUGGGAGAGAGACGAGGCGCAAUGACCAGUGGGGAGCAUGUACACCUGAACAUGUGUGUUAAUAAAGAAGAAUGUGAGAAGAAUUUAGGUUCACAACUCAGCAUUAAUGGUGAGAGCUCAUGUCAAUGUCUGUACUCUCAAAUGGAAGAAAUAGAGGACACAGGACAGGAACGAACAAUGAAAAGAUACAGUGUUCAUAGUGCUGAAGAUCCUGUAAAAGAUGAAUCCAUUUGCAACACCGGAGAAAUUGAAUUUUUUGGAUUUGGAAAAAAGUAUGGCAAGUUCGUGCAGGUAUCCUGUAACGCUUCCCCAGGUGUCAUAUUUGACUUGUUGACCCGUAAGUGGAAUGUACCAGUCCCAAACCUAGUGGUGUCAAUUGUUGGAGGAGAAGAUAAUGUUUUGUUAAAACCGUGGCUUCGGGAUGCUAUUCGGAAAGGUUUGGUGAAAGCUGCUCAAAGCACAGGAGCCUGGAUAAUUACAAGUGGUCUGCGGGCAGGAAUCACCAAACUCAUUGGGGAAGCAGUCCGUGAUCAUGCACUGGCUAGUACUUCCACCAAAAUCAAAGUCUUUGCAAUUGGAAUCUCACCUUUAGGAACUAUUUCUGACCGUGAAGCCUUGAACAAUGUUAAGAAGCACCGGCCAGCAGUCUACACAGUUGAUGAGACAGCACGAGGCCCUCUCUAUCCUUUGGACAACAACCACUCUCACUUCAUACUGGUGGAUGACAAGAUUCCCAAUGGCACCACAGAGCUUUGGCUGAAACUGCUGAAGCAUAUUUCUGAGCAGCGGACUGGCUAUGCAGGUACAGGCAGCAUUGAAAUUCCUGUGCUUUGUGUUCUCAUACAUGGUCAUCCAGAAAUGUUGCAGAAAUUGCACCAGGGGGUGGAAAAUUCUGUACCAUGGCUGAUUCUGGCUGGAUCAGGAGGUAUAGCUGAUGUUAUUGCUUCAUUGAUGCAUGGAUCUGUGGCACCUGAAAUUGUAGAAGAACAGCUUCAAGAAAAAUUCCCCAGAGAAAUCUUCACCAAAGAGAAGAUUCUCGAGUGGACUAAACUGAUUCAAAACAUUAUGGCAAAACAGCAUAUCUUAACAAUUCAUAAUUCAGAGCAGGAGUGCUCUGAGGAGUUGGAUACCAUUAUCCUGAAAGCCCUUGUAAAAGCCUGCAAAAGUCAAACCAAUGAAGCCCAGGAAUACCUUGAUGAAUUAAAACUUGCUGUGGCCUGGAACAGGGUAGAUAUUGCUAAGAGUGAUAUCUUCAAUGGUGACGUGGAGUGGAAGUCUUGUGACCUGGAAGAUGUAAUGAUGGAUGCUUUGGUGAAUGAUAAGCCAGAAUUUGUUCGGCUCUUCAUUGACAAUGGAAUGAACAUGUAUGACUUCCUCACUUAUGGCCGUCUCCAAGAACUCUAUCGUUCCAUCUCACAGAAGUGCCUUCUCUACGAGCUCUUAUUGAAAAAACUUGAGGAACACAGACUUACAAUAACAGGCAUUAAGACUCCUCCACCUGCAGAGAAGCAGCCCAAGUUUACCUUGCAUGAAGUAUCUAAGGUGCUGAAAGACUUUCUGCAUGACGCAUGCAAGGGUAUUUUCCAGGAACCUGGCUGCUCUCGCAAGCCCACGGGUGUCAAAAAAUCAAUAGCAGAACUAAACAACAAGUUACGUGGUCAAAGAUUGUUCACAAUGCCCAACUUAAACCAAACUUUUGAAAACCCUUGGCGGGACCUCUUUUUGUGGGCAGUCCUGCAGAACCGACAAGAAAUGGCCAACUAUUUCUGGGAAAUGGGCCCAGAAGCCGUGCCUGCAGCCCUGGCAGCAUGCAAGAUUUUGAAAGAAAUGGCUCGGCUGGAGUCUGACACAGAGACCGCUCGGAGCAUGAAGGGGGCAAAAUACGAUCAGCUGGCAAUAGACCUGUUUAGCGAGUGUUAUGCCAACAGUGAAGAAAGAGCCUUCCAUUUACUGAUUCGCCAGACCAAGUACUGGAGUAAGACCACCUGCCUACAGUUAGCUACAGAAGCAGAUGCUAAGUCUUUCUUUGCGCACGAUGGGGUUCAGGCUCUAUUGACAAAAAUCUGGUGGGGUGAUAUGUCGACGGAUACUCCGUUCUGGAAGUUGCUGUCAGGAUUUUGUUGCCCUCCUUUAAUAUUUACAAACCUCAUCACCUUCAGUGCCUACGACCACGCCUCCACAGAGGACUCUGACCAUCUGGGAGAACAGAUCUGUUCCGACAUGGAAAGGGCUUCAUUGCUCCAAGACGAGGCAAACAGCAGUGAAAAGAAUGGAAAAAGACUUUGCCAAGGAAACCAACAGUGGGAAUUUAUCAUACGAAGAUGGAAGAAGUUCUGGGGUGCUCCUGUAACUGUAUUUUUGGGGAAUGUGUUACUGUAUUUUGCAUUUCUGUCACUUUUCGCAUAUGUUUUGCUGGUGGACUUCCAGCCCCCACCGCCUGUUGGUCCCUCAAUGGCAGAGAUAACACUCUAUUUUUGGGUUUUCACCUUGGCUCUGGAAGAGCUUAGGCAGAGUUUUUUCACCGAAGGAAACACUAACAUAGUGAAGAAAUUUAAACUCUAUGUGGAGGAUUCCUGGAAUAAGUGUGACAUGCUGGCCCUGAUAUUGUUCAUAGUGGCUGUAACGUGCAGAAUGCUCUCUGUCACAUAUGAUGCUGGCCGCACAACCCUUUGCCUGGACUUUAUGGUGUUUGCUCUGAGAUUGAUUCACAUCUUUGCUAUUAAUAAGCAGCUGGGGCCAAAGAUUAUCAUUGUGGAACGAAUGAUGAAAGAUGUCUUCUUCUUCCUCUUUUUCCUGAGCGUUUGGCUUGUUGCCUAUGGGGUGGCCACUCAAGCACUGCUACACCCCAAUGAGACUCGGGUGGACUGGAUCUUUAGGAACGUUCUCUACAGACCUUACCUUCAGAUAUUUGGCCAGAUCCCACUGGACGAAAUAGAUGAAAUUCGGAUGGUUAAUCGAACAUGCUUUGGCAACGAAGGCAACAUAACAAUGGAAGCUAACUUGCCCCACUGCAUUAAUCGCUAUGCAAAUUGGCUAGUCAUCAUGCUUCUGGUCAUCUUCCUGCUGGUCACGAAUGUGUUGCUGUUGAAUCUUCUGAUCGCAAUGUUCAGUUAUACCUUUCAGAUUGUACAGGUAAACACGGACAUAUUUUGGAAGUUCCAGCGCUACAAUCUGAUAGUUGAGUAUCACAGCCGGCCUGCUCUUGCCCCACCCUUCAUCAUUAUCAGUCACCUGAACCUUCUGAUUAGUUCAAUUAUUAAGGAACCACAACACAAGCAAGAGCAUUUUGAAAAAAAGUUACCAGAGAGCUGGGACCAGAAAAUCAGGAUCUGGGAAUCAGUGCAAAAAGAAAAUUAUCUUGCCAAUUUAGAAAAAGGGAAGAGAGAAAGCAGCACUGAAAGAUUGAAGAAAACUUUCAACAAGGUAGAUUCAUUACUUAAAUUCAUAAAUAGGAUUCAAGAGGGGGAGAAACGCCUGGUAACCCUUGAGGCAAAGAUGAAGUACUGCAGCGAUGUUCUAUCCUGGAUGACUAAAUCCUUUAUUCAAAAUAACCUACAUUGCAACAACCCUCCUCCAACCUGUCCAGAUUCUCCGAUUCCAGUCGACAAGAGACCAGUGAAUGCAUUACCCGCAGACAGUACUGACUGUCCAGUGGAUUGUGAGGCAGUGGACAUGCCAUACAUUGAUAACUAAUUACAGCAGGGAAAGUACUCUGGUACAGAGAAUAAUGUCUCGCUAGCAUUAAUUUUUGUUCUUUUUAGUAAUAACUGCAGCAAAAAAGAUGUAUACAUUUUAAACCUGAAUUUAAAUCCUGCAGUAACUAAUUUAUACAAUUUUGGAAAAGAAAUGUUGAGCAAAAGGCAAACAAGUAUAUCUAGCAGCAGUGAAAUGUAAACAUUAUCAGACAACUUAUAUCUUUGAUUAAUAUACCUCUGAAUAAUACUUAUAUCUUUGAUUAAUACACCUCUGUUUUUGCUAGUGUAAAAUGCAAAAUGAACUUCUAA
Messenger RNA from Mobula hypostoma (lesser devil ray), 4013 nucleotides. It is a transcript of the gene trpm5, whose product is annotated as transient receptor potential cation channel, subfamily M, member 5. Gene Ontology annotation, cellular component: plasma membrane. The transcript has 26 exons. The coding region runs from base 31 to 3702 and encodes 1223 amino acids. Gene Ontology annotation, molecular function: calcium-activated cation channel activity; ligand-gated calcium channel activity. Lineage: Eukaryota; Metazoa; Chordata; Chondrichthyes; Myliobatiformes; Myliobatidae. The record is from RefSeq and is a predicted model, not a curated record. Gene Ontology annotation, biological process: calcium ion transmembrane transport.